ACCAGCUACUGAACAUGUCAACAGAGUUCCAGGAUGCUCACCUUGCAGAGGUGAAACCUCUGGUGGAAAAGGAGGAGGCCAUCACUCGCCUCCUUCCAGACUUUGAUGUCCAGGAGCAAGAUGUAGAGACUGUGCAUGGGUCGGUCCAUGUCACCAUGUGUGGGACUCCCAGAGGGAACCGCCCAGCCAUCCUCACCUACCAUGACAUCGGGCUGAACCAUAAAACUUGCUUCAAUCCCCUCUUCAACUUUGAGGAUAUGCAGGAAAUCACCCAACACUUUGCAGUCUGCCACGUGGAUGCACCUGGUCAGCAGGAUGGAGCACCAUCUUUCCAAGCUGGGUACAUGUAUCCCUCCAUGGAUCAGCUGGCUGAAAUGCUUCCUGGAAUCCUAAAACAGUUCGGGCUGAAGAGCAUUAUAGGAAUGGGAACUGGAGCUGGUGCCUAUAUCUUAACCAGAUUUGCUCUAAACCACCCAGAGAUGGUGGAGGGAUUAGUUCUUAUUAAUGUAAACCCUUGUGCUGAAGGUUGGAUGGACUGGGCAGCAACUAAGAUUUCAGGUUGGACAAAUGCUUUACCAGACAUGGUCAUUUCACAUCUUUUUGGAAAGGAAGAAAUUCACAGCAACCAUGACCUGAUCCAUACUUACCGUCAGCAUAUUAUUAAUGAUAUGAAUCAAACCAACCUUCAUCUCUUUGUCAACUCUUACAACAGUCGUCGAGACCUGGAGAUUGAGCGCCCUAUUCCUGGAAUAAAUGUUGUCACCCUUCAAUGCCCUGUCCUGCUGGUGGUUGGUGACAGUUCCCCGGCGGUGGAUGCUGUGGUCGAAUGCAACUCAAAGCUGGACCCAACAAGGACCACACUUCUGAAGAUGGCUGACUGUGGUGGGCUCCCUCAAGUUUCCCAGCCUGCCAAGCUUGCAGAAGCUUUCAAAUACUUUGUUCAGGGAAUGGGAUACAUGCCCUCUGCUAGCAUGACCAGGCUGAUGAGGUCCCGCACUGCAUCUGGCUCCAGUGUAACCUCUUUGGAAGGACAGAGGAGCCGGUCUCACACCGGAGAAGGCACAAGGAGCAGGUCUCACACCGGGGAGGGAACGAGGAGCCGAUCCCACACCGGGGACGGUGCCAGGAACCGCUCCCACACAGACACGCGCAUUGAGCUGACGCCCAACUCGGCAAGCAACGCUGAACAAUCAAGCCCCAAGUCCAUGGAGGUGUCUUGUUAGAUGGCUGUGGGAGGUUUAAACUGGCCACAGUGUGAAAAAGUAAUGGAUGCCCCCUGUGUAUCACAAAAAAAAACAUAACUGGUAUUAAUCUCAAGCUAUUCUGUAAGAUGAACUCUGUUCACCAGGGUCUGACAGGGACCAAAGAAAAGAAGCAUCUCAUUUGCUCUAUCAUUAUUCUUGUAACUCAGACAGUUGCUGCUAUUGUGCCCUCCUUCAAUGGAUGCCAAAUUCUAAAGGAUACUUGCCAAAAGCUGAUGUGGUUGUAAACACUUCAGAGUCAGACCAGACUUGCUUAAUAUCCUCCUUUAAAAUCAAAGCUGUUACAUGCCCCUUUAUCUCCUAUUCUCUUGAAGUAAACUGGCACAAUUUGAGAUGAGUUUCAAAGAGGGGGAGAAAAAAAAAUCACCAUUAUGGAUGGCUUUUAAAGAAGGAAACAAAACAAAUGUGUUAUGGCCUCUUAUUGAAGCUGGAGUUGAAUUCAUUGUAAAUAGCUUGACUUCAAAUGAUAGAGAUGUUAAUGUAUCGUGCAUUUAUAGGCCUUCUAAUGCAUUAGUACUCAA
Molecule: messenger RNA, 1783 nt
Organism: Chaetura pelagica (chimney swift)
Lineage: Eukaryota; Metazoa; Chordata; Aves; Apodiformes; Apodidae
Gene: NDRG1
Product: N-myc downstream regulated 1
Exons: 15
Coding region: 15-1223 (402 amino acids)
Biological process (GO): signal transduction
Cellular component (GO): cytoplasm
Source: RefSeq, a predicted model, not a curated record